GAAUACCGGCGUCCCUGAAGGUGAAGGUGACGAAGGUGACCGGGGACGGCGCCGUGCUCACCUGGGUCACCUCGGCGAGCCAAAGGGGAGCCAUGACCUCCUGCUGGCUCCACUACAACCCUUCGAGCGAGGCCCUGCACGUGCAGACGGAGGUGGCCGACCUGAAGGAGGCCGACAUCGUCAUGGGCCACCUCACGCCGAAUGUCACCUACUACGCCUUCCUCAACUGCACCCAGGGCGCCACCACCUACAGAACCAACACCGUCCACUUCACACCGCACGGUGACCCGGCGGUGGCGUUGGAGGUCCGCCCACCGCCGCCCACGCCCAAACCCUCCGGAUCUGCGUCGUGGGCGUCGUCGUCGAGUGGGCGUGAGCAGACGGGCGGGCAGUCGGCGGGGGACGUCGGGAUAGUCGUCAUGAUGAGCCACAUGAGACACAUGGACCGCCCGAGAAGAGACCCCCACCUCGACGUCCCUUCCACCAGCGUCAUCCUGGGUGCAAUGUGUGGCGUGGUCGGGUUCCUGAUCAUCAACGUUACAGUGGCGAUGGCGGUGACGCAGUGCAUCCACAGACGGGCGAGGAGACGCCGCUUGCUGGAGCUACAGCUGGAGCAGCACGGGGGUUACCUGUACAACUACGAAGAGCUGAUGGCCGACUACAACCGACAGAUCACCGCAGGAAACUCAUAGGAAAUGGCGAGCAGGGGAUUGUAAGUCCUCGGCGAAUCCAGCAACUUAAGACAGGAGACGGAGAGAGAGUGAGAAAAAAGGAGAAAUUCUUUUAUUCGCGUGUUGUAUGUCCCUACGUGGGUUGUUGUUGUAUUUUUUGGAAGGGAGACUGAAACGGUCUGUGAGAGACGCACAUACACACUUUUGGCUUUGCCGGAAGUAGGCGUAGCACAUGGCGAAAAAGGGGGAGUAGGAGAGGGAGAGAAAGGAAAGAGGGAAGAAGAGGAAAGUCAAAGAGGAAAAGAAGAAGAAUGACUAGACUCUCUCCUCUUCGGUGGAAAGAACCCGUCUUAGGAGGAAGUCUUUUUUUUUUUUUUUUUUUUUUUUUUGAAGUCCUCUCUUUUGCCUUUGAAAGACUGACUUUAGGAAAAAUGUUGAGCUAUUUUUCCUCAACCAGGACAUGUCACCCGUAGAUUUUAGCUUCUGUAGAGUUUAAGUGGAAUUGACGAAGGAGAGUUAGGGUCCCAGAUCUCGUUAUUUUGUUACGGUUAGCCUUUCUCGUAAUCAAACUUUGGGCAAAUAGCGAAUCACAAACUUCAGCUUAGGAGAUAUUCACACAUGUAGCUGUGGAAGGAAUGUCCGCUAUUUUUGGAAUAAGAUUUUUUUUCUCUCUCCAUCUCUGUAAUAUGAGAGAGAGAGAAAAAAGGAAAUAUUGUCCACCAAGUGAUUGAAACUGGCGGGCGGAUGUUUUACUCUUGGAAAAAGAAUUAUCUUUUGAUUUAAAGGAAAAAAUAUGUUGUACUCUAUUUAUUUAUUAUAAAACUCCUCUUGCUCUUUUAUCUGCGAUUUUAUAUAUUUAUUUAAUUUUAUUUAUUUAUAUUUUUGAUGGGAGUGAGCAGUGAAUCAAAAGAAAAGGGAUAAAUGUCCCGAUAAUCUUUAUAUCAACGUUGCUCUUUGUCUGUCUGUCUGUCUGUCUCUCCCUUGCUUUCUUCAUUUGAUUUAUGUACAAUUUUCUUUCUGAACUUCGAGCUUUUUUUUAUAUUAUUUAAUUUUCUCAUCUUUUUUGUUAGCGGUGUUUACGAAAUUCAUUUCAAGUGUAAAAUUAAAUAAAUCUGAAAUCUCACUAAAUAAGCGAUGAACAGCAUAUAGAGAAAAGUGAAAACCUUGAAAUACGAGAUAUAGUGUUAAAGAAGAAAUAAAUAGUAGAAGAAUAAGAAAAAAAAAAGAAAGAAAAACAAGUGCCCAUCGUUGAGCGUAUCUCGCCGGGAAAUUCAAAAUCCAUAAUUGCUUUUCGAAGUCAAGGAACGCAAUCAUUCCAUGUUUUUUUUUUUUUUUUUUUUGCCCAUUUCCCCGCUCCUCUUAAUUUGCGCCACAGCAAUUUGUUUAAUGAGGUGUCCGCGUGGAAAAAAUUAUACCAUAUUGAAGUGAAAUUAGGGAGAAAAAGUCCGUAUGGUAAUGCAUUUGUAUUAUAAAUAGUAAUGUUGACUUGUAAAUAGUUGUGAAGGUCAUCAUACUUUUUUCAGUGAUUACUUCUGGCAUCAAAUUCAUUAUUCAUUUGAUAUAUUUUUCAUAUUAUGACUUACCGUUACUUUACCGUAAAAAGAUAAAGAGAGCUAAAGAUAUAUAAGCAAAGAAACCCGAUUAGAAAAAGAAGAAAAGAGAGAAAAAAACAAAAGUAGAACAAAAGAAACAA
Messenger RNA from Penaeus vannamei (Pacific white shrimp), 2364 nucleotides. RefSeq lists its product as uncharacterized. The record is from RefSeq and is a predicted model, not a curated record. Lineage: Eukaryota; Metazoa; Arthropoda; Malacostraca; Decapoda; Penaeidae. Gene Ontology annotation, molecular function: protein binding.